Molecule: messenger RNA, 4302 nt
Organism: Pimephales promelas (fathead minnow)
Lineage: Eukaryota; Metazoa; Chordata; Actinopteri; Cypriniformes; Leuciscidae
Source: RefSeq, a predicted model, not a curated record
CAGUCUUCCAGACGCGAUCAGCAACACACAGCGAUGCUUCUCCAUCCCAAUCUCAGCAGACUCUUCCUCAUAACCGAUUCCCGUCGGUGUCGGUUUCGAGGAGGUCAGCCAAGGUUUCCGACACGCAUGUGACUACAGCCGCCGUAUGUGAGUUCACGCCAGCGAAAGCUCCCUGGAAGUGGAGAGAGAUCGGACAAAGAGCGGCCGUUCAGAUGCAGCGAUAACUUUGAGGAGGUUCGCGUUUAUUUUUUUUGGACGAGCAGCUGACGAUUGUUAUAAUCAUGCCUGUACGGAGAGGUCAUGUCGCUCCUCAGAAUACCUUUCUUGGAAUAAUAAUACGGAAAUUCGAGGGACAGAAUAAGAAGUUCAUCAUAGCCAAUGCUCGGGUCCAGAACUGUGCUAUUAUUUACUGUAAUGAUGGAUUCUGUGAGAUGACGGGAUUCUCGCGGCCGGACGUCAUGCAGAAACCCUGUACGUGUGACUUCCUACAUGGGGAGCAAACCAAGAGACAUGCGAUUGCUCAGGUGGCUCAGGCUCUCCUGGGGUCAGAGGAACGGAAAGUGGAGAUUACGUACCAUCGCAAGGACGGAUCAGACUUCCAGUGUAACACUCACAUCAUCCCAGUGAAGAACCAGGAAGGAGUUGUGAUGAUGUUCAUCCUGAACUUCGAUUAUGUUCUAGACGAGGAGAGCACGGACUCCAUGGAGAGACUGGACAUCACCCCGCCUGCCAAAUCUGAAAUCAGAAAAGGCCGGUUCUUCGGCUUCCGUCUGCCGGCUUUGAAGCUGUUGGGAACCAGUAAGCAGUCUCUCCCGCAGGACGACCCCGACUCCAUCAUGGUGGACUCGCCCAGGGCCAGCGACGACUCUGAGGUCGUGACGGACGUCCGCUCGCACGCGAAGGACGGCUCCAGUCCAGCGGACGCCAACGACACGCGGGCGCUCAUCAGCUCCAGCCCUCACUCCUCCCCCGUUCCCCUCGACCAGUCCUCUCCCAGUCUGCCCUGGGAUCAGCCCAGUCCCUCUCUGACCUGCCUGGCCCAGUCCCUCUCCAGAGACAGCAUGUUCAGCCGGAGACGGGCCUCCUCCGUUCACGACAUCGAAGGCCUGAGCACCAACUCCAAACGUCUGUUUGUGGACACACACACAACUGAAGGCCCAUUCAACCAUCUGAAGUCCAGUCUGCUGGGAUCCACCUCAGACUCGAACCUGAACAAAUACAGCACCAUCAACAAGAUCCCGCUCAUCGCGCUCAACUUCUCUGAAGCCAACGAUAAGAAAGCGCCUUCCCCUCCGUCCUCAGAGAAAACCAUCAUAGCACCAAAGGUCAAAGACAGAACACACAACGUCACAGAGAAGGUCACGCAGGUCUUGUCUCUGGGUGCAGAUGUGCUGCCGGAAUACAAGCUCCAGACGCCACGCAUGGAUAAGUUCACCAUCCUGCACUACAGCCCAUUCAAAGCAAUGUGGGAUUGGCUCAUCCUGCUGCUGGUUAUUUAUACAGCCAUUUUAACCCCUUAUUCUGCUGCCUUCCUGCUCAACGACAUCGAGGAGCAAAAAAGACGGAAAUGUGGCUAUUCCUGCAGCCCUCUUAACAUGGUGGACUUAAUGGUGGACAUCAUGUUCAUCAUCGACAUCCUCAUAAACUUUCGCACCACGUACGUGAACUUGAACGAGGAGGUGGUGAGCGAUCCGGGGAAGAUCGCCAUCCAUUACUUCAAAGGCUGGUUCCUUAUAGACAUGGUGGCGGCCAUUCCCUUCGACCUGCUCAUAUUUGGAUCAGGAUCAGAAGAUACGACCACUCUGAUUGGCCUGUUGAAGACAGCGCGACUCCUUCGACUGGUUCGUGUUGCCAGGAAGCUGGACCGUUACUCUGAAUACGGCGCAGCGGUUCUCAUGCUCCUCAUGUGUAUAUUUGCUCUUAUUGCCCAUUGGCUCGCCUGCAUCUGGUACGCCAUUGGAAAUAUGGAGAAACCGUACCUGGACCAUAAGAUCGGCUGGCUUGACAAUCUCGAGGUGUCCAUUGGGAAGAAAAUAAACUACAGUGACCCCAGCUCUGGCCCGACCAUAAAGGAUAAAUACGUCACUGCACUUUACUUCACAUUCAGUUCGCUGACCAGCGUCGGCUUUGGAAACGUGUCUCCGAACACCAACUCGGAGAAGAUCUUCUCCAUCUGCGUCAUGCUCAUUGGAUCUUUGAUGUACGCCAGCAUUUUUGGGAACGUUUCCGCCAUCAUCCAGCGGCUGUAUUCGGGUACGGCUCGCUACCACAUGCAGAUGCUCCGUGUGAAAGAGUUCAUCCGCUUCCACCAGAUCCCAAACCCGCUCAGGCAGAGACUGGAGGAGUACUUCCAACACUCGUGGACCUACACCAACGGCAUCGACUUGAACACGGAGGUCUUAAAAGGCUUUCCUGAGUGUUUGCAGGCAGAUAUUUGUCUCCAUCUGAACCAAAGUCUCCUUCAGGGAUGCAAGGCAUUCGAGGGUGCGACUCAAGGGUGUCUGCGUGCUCUCGCCAUGCGCUUCAAAACCACGCACGCUCCUCCUGGAGACACACUCGUGCACUGUGGAGACGUUCUCACCGCUCUCUACUUUCUGUCUCGAGGAUCCAUUGAGAUCCUCAAGGACGACAUAGUGGUGGCCAUUCUGGGUAAGAAUGAUAUAUUCGGAGAGAUGAUCCACCUGUACGCGAAGCCGGGGAAGUCGAACGCUGACGUCCGAGCGCUCAGCUACUGCGACCUGCACACCAUCCAGAGAGAAGAGCUGCUGGAGGUUUUAGACAUGUAUCCAGAGUUCGCUGACUACUUCCUCACCAAUCUGGAGCUGACCUUUAACCUGCGGGAUGAGAAUUCAAAGAGCAUUUUAUCACAAGCCAGUGAUUCAGACGGAGAGGACACGAAGAGUCGAAGGAAGAUCUCCUUUAAACGUAAAGCAUCACAUGGAGGAAGCCUCAAAGAACCGGACAGCAGCGAGUGCCGGACAGAGCGGCGAGAGUCUCGUCUCAGCUCUAAGAGAAGCUCUGAGGACCGUCGCACCUCCAGAGACGAGCAGCAAAGGCUUCUGGGAGCGACAAUAAUCGAGUAUCCAUCCGUACAGAGCUACACCUCCAUGCCGGGCUUCAGUCCUCCCGUAGAGGACGCUGAAAAAAAGACAUAUGAUGAUCUCCAGACUGACGGGUGGUUACCUGACAGUGUUAAAGCGCACGUGGACACGACUGCACAGGAACAGGCCGGCGCUGAAGAUGAAGACCUGGACGGUGACAUCACGUAUGGAGAAGUGGAGCACAGGCUAGACCGACUGCAGGAACACCUGAGCAGGUUAGAGUCUCAGAUGACGUCAGAUAUCCAGAGUGUCCUGACGCUGCUUCAGAGACAGACGUGUUUGGGACCUCCGGCCUACAGCAGCAUCACGGGGGAUCCGGAGUACAAGAGACCCGUCGCUGCACAGGAACUUUUGGCCAUGGCAAACAUCCAUCCGAACCCCAGAGACUGUCCGUCGGGUGUUUCCACACAGGACUCCACUGCCAUGUACAGUUUGAUAAACAGCCAGACUCUUCCUCUGACACGAGAGCAUUCGAGAUCCCUUCUUCCAGUCCAGCCAGCGAGCGGAUCUCUGGAUCUCCACAGACCGGGGUCUGAUCCAGCGCUCCUGGAGGACCAGCACUGACGCUCUCGUCCAGGACGUCCCACGGCUCUUCCACUGGAAGGACAAAGGACAUUUUCAAACAGGCAUUGGCCAAAACUUUAACACCAAUGCAAGAUUCUCCUCCGGCACUCGCCUGUAUUCUCUUCCUCUGUGAUGUCACUUCCUUCUCCUGCGUUACGGUCGAGGAAUAUUUCAGACUUCCAUUUUCAGGAAGUAAAUCUCUCUGUGUUCUGCACACGUUUACACCGGUGUAAGACUCAGGAUAUUGACGUCAGUUCAUAAACAUCACACUCAUUCUCUGGCACAAUUUCUCCCAUGUUUUAUCAUCAUCAAAUUCUAAAUGAUAAAUAAUGUAAUUUUGCACUUCCAUUUGCAGAACUCCGUGGUGCACUAUUGAAAAUGACUAUUUUUUUGUAUUCAUUUCUUUAAGAAUUAAAACAAUCGGUUAUACAACAUAUUUUUGACAAAAUAGAUUAAUUUGACAUUUCAGUUGGCGAUAUUAUAAAAAAUAAUGAAACAUGUCAAACUGUAACAGACCAAAAAUGGGAAAAAAUAUCAUAUAGGCUUAUAAUUACUUUAUAAAUUAAAUCAUUAGCUAACAUGGAAAAGCCAUUUAUUAAUCUUAAUGUUAAUUUCAACAUUUACACGUUAUUAAAAU